Molecule: messenger RNA, 1391 nt
Organism: Notodromas monacha
Lineage: Eukaryota; Metazoa; Arthropoda; Ostracoda; Podocopida; Cyprididae
Source: the annotation of a GenBank genome assembly
AGGGUUUCUAUGUGUAUCUUUAUGACGGCCCCGGAGUACGAGAGUUUGACAGACCUGGACAUAAUUUGAUUGACACCAAGAUGAAAAGCGUUGUUGUGUUCCUCGGGAUUCCUUACGCCAUGCCUCCGAUUGACGACCUAAGAUUUAAGCCUCCUCGUCCACACAAAGGCUGGCAAUUAUGGCAGGCGACGGAUUUCGGACCUGCUUGUCCCCAGCCAGCCAGACACGUUGGUGGGGCACAAAACGUGUGGGAAAUGGAUGAAGAUUGCUUGUAUCUGAACGUUUACACGCCUUCUGUUUCUGGGGCAGUUGUGAACAAGUAUCCGGUGAUUGUGUAUAUUCACGGUGGACAGUUUGAACACGGAGCAUCGAACCAGUUCCCACCUCAUGCUUUGGUGGCCUGGCAUGAAGUCGUUGUUGUGACUUUCAACUACAGACUCGGGGCUUUGGGUUUCCUGAGUACCGGAGAUGAACAUUCACCAGGAAACUAUGGGAUGCUGGACCAGGCUUUGGCCAUUCGUUGGGUAUAUGAAAAUGCGCAUGUGUUCAAUGGAGACCCGAGGAGAAUCACGUUAUGGGGUGUGGGUGCUGGUGCAGCUGCAGCAGGGUUGCACGUGCUGACCCCGAGGACCAAGGACAAGGUCUUUGGGGUGUUUGCCCAGAGUGGGUCUGCCUUGGCUGAUUGGGCUGCCAUCAAGCACGUGCUGACCCCGAGGACCAAGGACAAGGUCUUUGGGGUGUUUGCCCAGAGUGGGUCUGCCUUGGCUGAUUGGGCUGCCAUCAAGCUGCCAGAACAAGCAAGAAACACCAGUCGAGUUUAUGCUGCAAGGAUUGCUUGUCCAAAUGACAAUGCUUUCAAAUUGGUCGAUUGUUUGAAGAAGGGAAGGAGUUUCAAUGAACUGGCAAACCAGGAAAUUGAAGUUGGACAACAGUUCAUGGAUGAGCAGAUCAGGAAGUAUGUUCACAAGUACAAUUUUACUCUGAAUCCUGGAGGAGUUUUUGAUGCCAUACAGUCCCAGUACACCUUUUGGCCUGAUCCUACAAACACAACUAUGAUCAGGGAAGAGUACAUCAAUUUUCUGUCAGAUUCUUUGUACAAAGCCCCAGUGGACAACAUGGUGAAGAGAAUGGUUCUUGCUGGGAUUCCAACUUACUUUUAUGUGAUGAACACCACUGUGGAAGCAGUCAGACUUCCCUUGUGGAGACAAGUGCCUCAUGGGAUUGAUUCUUUGUUUCUGGCUGGGGCUCCUUUCAUGGACAAAGAAUUUUUUCCUGAGUCCAUGAGAGUAGACAAGAGAGCUUGGACAGAAGGCGACAGGAAUAUGAGUGAAUUCUUCAUGAAAGCUGUGGCAAAUUUUGCUCAUCAUGGGAAACCAACUCCUGAGGUCUAA